Molecule: messenger RNA, 1870 nt
Organism: Dipodomys spectabilis (banner-tailed kangaroo rat)
Lineage: Eukaryota; Metazoa; Chordata; Mammalia; Rodentia; Heteromyidae
Gene: Lum
Product: lumican
Exons: 3
Coding region: 218-1237 (339 amino acids)
Molecular function (GO): protein binding
Source: RefSeq, a predicted model, not a curated record
UGACAUAACUCUAUUCAGAGACUGGCGUGACUGGGCUGGUCUCCCCCCCCACCCCCCACACACACCCUCCUCAGCUCUUGUAUCACUGAGGAUCUGGCAGGCAGCUCUAUCCUGAGUUCACAGCAUAUAUUGGUGGAUUCUUGUCCCCAGUGCAUCUGUUUUAAGAGUUAAGGGAAGCAGUGUCAGGACAGUAAGGCUUCACAACACUUAACAGAAAAUGAAUCUAACUGCAUUCACCCUACUCUUGGUAUUGAUAAGUGGUGCCAUUGGUAGUUACUACUAUGAUUAUGAUUCCCCUGCAUUCAUUUAUGGGCAACCGUCACCAAACUGUGCCCCAGAAUGUAACUGCCCUCAAAGCUAUCCAACCGCCAUGUACUGUGAUGAGCUGAAGUUAAAAAGUGUGCCUAUGGUGCCUCCUGGAAUCAAGUACCUUUACCUUAGAAACAACCAAAUUGACCAUAUCGAUGAAAAAGCCUUUGAGAAUGUGACUGAUCUGCAGUGGCUCAUUCUAGAUCACAACCUUCUAGAAAAUUCCAAGAUGAAAGGAAAAGUCUUCUCUAGACUGAAACAAUUAAAGAAACUGCAUAUCAACUACAACAAUCUGACAGAGUCUGUUGGCCCACUUCCUAAGUCUCUAGAGGACCUGCAGCUUACUCAUAACAAGAUUGCAAAGCUGGGCUCCUUUGAUGGACUGGUAAACCUGACCUUUGUCCACCUUCAACACAAUCAGCUCAAAGAAGACAGCGUUUCGUCUUCCCUAAAAGGCCUUAAAUCACUUGAGUACCUUGACUUGAGCUUCAAUCAGAUGAGCAAACUACCUUCUGGUCUCCCAGCAUCCCUUCUAACUCUUUACUUAGAUAACAACAAGAUCAGCAACAUCCCAGAUGAGUAUUUCAAGCGUUUUAGUGGGCUGCAGUACCUGCGUUUAUCUCACAAUGAGCUGGCAGAUGGAGGAAUACCUGGCAAUUCCUUUAAUGUAUCAUCCCUGCUGGAGCUGGAUCUCUCCUACAAUAAGCUUAAAAGCAUACCAACAGUGAACGAAAACCUGGAAAACUAUUACCUGGAAGUCAACCAAAUUGAAAAGUUUGAUGUCAAGAGCUUCUGUAAGAUCCUGGGACCAUUAUCCUAUUCUAAGAUCAAGCAUUUGCGUUUGGAUGGCAAUCCUCUCACCCAAUCCAGUCUGCCUCCCGAUAUGUACGAAUGUCUACGUAUAGCAAAUGAAAUCACCGUGAAUUAAUAUCCUCCAUAUCCAAGCAUCUUAGGUUUUCCUUGUGUGGAUGGAUUUUUCGUCCUUUUCAUUGUUUGUUGCUGUUUAUUACUUCCAUGAGUCUUAAAUAAUAAGGAAAAUGUUUUGUAAACAUUUACCAUGUUUUUAAAUGAGAGAAAGAUGAAAAGCAGGCCUAUUUCAUCACAAGAACACACACACAUAGACAUCAUAUUGCAAACUGUACUUAUAAAUUUAGUGUUUCUUCUAUCUCUAUUGUCCAUUGAUCUGCAACACUUUUGCAUUGGUUAGAUAGAAGUCAGCUAAGUUUGAUAGUCCCUGAAUCUUAAUUUAAUGGACAGAAAAGCAUAGAAUGAUAUGUAUAGAUACCUACUUCACUUGAGCCAAAUUACCUUGGUAAGUUCAUUUUUGUUGAAAAAUAGGUGGCGCAUUUUAAGAACAAUAAUCUUUUUUUCAAAUUACUUGACAAAAUUUAUGAAGUCAUGUGCACCUACAGAAAUAUUUUUAGUAUUAAUAAUUUGCAUACUUACCUAGCAAAACUUUUCUAGAAUCAUUUUUCACUCUAAGUCAUAUGUAUGUUUCUUUUUGAUUAUUUGCAUGUUAUCUUUAACAAGCCAAUAGCAAAAUAAAACAUAGCAAAUGGCA